UUUUUUCGUCUUGGUUGGAAAGACGAAUGAGCAGAGAAGUAAGCAUUUGGAUUGGACCGGAGCCUCGCGAGAUUUCCUUGAGUUGAGUUUGAGUGAAUGCCACGUCUUACCAGCAGCACCAGCGUAGACUGAAUAUCAGCAGUUUUCCACGCAGGACAGAGAGUCCCACUGUGGCCCAGCAGGCAGCGAUAUCUGACACUAUCCGGGGAUAAUAUGGGCUGUGUACGUCUGCUAGUAUUGACACUGGCCACAUCUGCAGUGCUGCUGUUAGCCGCUCAUUCAUCCACCGCUCACAGCCAUUCUAACGGUGACCAUGGACACGGCCACCAUCACCACGGCCACCAUCACCACGGCCACUCCCAUGGCGAAGAUGAUGAUGGCCCUGAGGUAAAGAUGUUCCAUGGAGCGAGCAAGUGGAGCGCUCAGGCCAAUCUGCCAACGCAUGAAGAGGAGCACCACGGGCAUGCUCAUGAUCACGGGCACGUUCACGAUCAUGGGCAUGCUCAUUCUCAUGAUCACGGUCAUGGGCACGCUCAUCAGGAGGACAUUGUUCGAGUCCACAAGGACAGCGGACAUGGACACUCGCAUGGAGGGGAGAGAGUGAAGAGGGACAUGGUGGAGCUGUGGACACAGGCUGUCGGCGCCACGCUGCUGAUCAGUGCGGCUCCUUUCCUCAUCCUGUUUCUGAUCCCAGUUCAAUCCAACAGCGACCAACACCAGAAUCUGCUCAAGGUGCUGCUGAGCUUCGCCUCUGGUGGGCUGCUGGGCGAUGCCUUCCUCCACCUCAUACCACAUGCUCUGGAGCCCCACUCCCAUCAUGGAGAUGGAGAUCAUGGACACUCACAUGCAGAAGAAGAGUCACAUGACCACGGUCACUCCCAUGGAGCUGCCCACGGUCACAUGAUGUCGGUGGGUCUGUGGGUUCUCGGCGGGAUCAUCGCCUUCCUGGUUGUAGAAAAAUUUGUGCGUCUGCUGAAGGGAGGACACGGUCACGGACAUUCCCACGGCCACUCGCAUGCUGCUCCCAAGGAAAAAGACAGUGAUGGAGAGGAAGAAAAGGAAAAGAAGACAAAAAAGAAGGAAAGCAAGGAUGAGAAAGUACCAAAGAAAGAGGAGACAAAGAGCUCAGACAUCAAGGUCUCCGGUUACCUAAACCUGGCAGCCGACUUCACCCAUAAUUUCACUGAUGGUCUGGCAAUCGGAGCUUCAUUCCUGGUCGGUCCGGCCGUGGGCACCGUCACCACCCUCACCAUCCUGCUGCAUGAGGUCCCACAUGAGAUCGGAGACUUUGCCAUCCUUGUCCAGUCUGGCUGCACCAAGAGGAAGGCCAUGUGUCUACAGCUGCUGACGGCCCUCGGAGCUCUGGCCGGGACGGCUUGUUCCCUGUUGGCCGAAGGCGUAGGAGCUGCUGCGACCGCCUGGAUUCUACCCUUCACAGCCGGCGGGUUUGUUUACAUCGCCACGGUGACGGUGCUCCCGGAGCUGCUGGCGGGUCGCUCCAGCUUCGGCCAGUCUUUGAUGGAGAUACUGGCGCUGCUGUUCGGAGUCGGCAUGAUGGUUCUGAUCGCAGAGUACGAGUGAGGCGCUGCAGAGCGGACAGAAACGUCAUACAGCGCUGAGACCGAGAGGGAAAAGGUCAAAAUGUUUAAAAAGGCUUGUUUAGGUAGAGUUCAGGUGGAGUAUCUUUGGCAGGGCAGUGUUUUCCUGUUUUUAAUUGAGCUGUAUUCUGGGAGAAGCACUACCACCUGAUGGAGAAUGGAUGAUUUUUGAUGUCUUGUAUGUUUUUUUUUGUUGUUGUUUUUUUAGCAGUUCAGGGGCACAUCGCCGAUUUGUGUUACUGUUUGUGUAUGAGAGGAAAAUCAGCAGAAGAGACUGAGAGCUGGAAUGAAACAAAUGGAUGGAAAGGUCUUUGAGGAAGAGGAAGAGGCCACCAAUCAGAGCAGGAGGUGGAAUUUUUCUGUACACUGCUUCUAAAAUUCCCUCGCCACUUUCUCAACACGGACCAUCCAACUUUAGUUUGACUGCAGCUUAAACUGACAUCGAGUUCCCUCCAGAAGUGGCUUAAAUUGAAUCCGUUUUCCAGCCAAAAUGUCGACGCUUCUGGCAUUGGAGUGGCUGGUUCUCAGAUCUACAUUUCAGAGUCGGUCAGUGAAAGCGAACGUCUGGCUCUCCGCUCAGUUCUGUGUCUAAAGUCCGUUUUGUUCGAAGCUGAUGAAUGUCGGUAUUUUUACAUUCCACACAAUAAAGGUAAAUGUUGUGGCUUCUGCACAUGUUUGUAAAGUGCCCUCACGUUUUAUCAAAUCAUGAAAAUCUCCCAUUAUUGUAUUAUAAAGCAAAAGCAUCCACAUUUUUUUCCAACUGAUGGAUGAGGAACAAUGAAGACACUUGAAGCUUUGCUGAACGUCCCCAAUAAAGGUUCAUUAUUUUCAAAGUGA
Messenger RNA from Acanthochromis polyacanthus (spiny chromis), 2435 nucleotides. It is a transcript of the gene slc39a7, whose product is annotated as solute carrier family 39 member 7. Gene Ontology annotation, biological process: zinc ion transmembrane transport; intracellular zinc ion homeostasis. The transcript has 8 exons. NCBI's taxonomy places the organism in Eukaryota, Metazoa, Chordata, Actinopteri, Pomacentridae. Gene Ontology annotation, molecular function: zinc ion transmembrane transporter activity. Bases 214 to 1581 code for a protein of 455 amino acids. The record is from RefSeq and is a predicted model, not a curated record. Gene Ontology annotation, cellular component: membrane.